Miscanthus lutarioriparius is the source of this 369-nucleotide messenger RNA. NCBI's taxonomy places the organism in Eukaryota, Viridiplantae, Streptophyta, Magnoliopsida, Poales, Poaceae. The record is from the annotation of a GenBank genome assembly.
AUGCACGGCGGAUUCGCGCUCAUGGUGAUGGAGGAUCAUUCUCUGGGCCUUGCUGGCAUUGAGGAUUCCAGACUUCAUCUGUGGUCAAGAAGAGUGAGUUUAGAGGACAUUGCAGAAUGGAUACAAUGCAGGGUCAUUAAUCUGGAGAAAAAGAUGCCUAUGGCGAACCCUAGUGACUCUGCAUCUGUGGUUGGCUUCGCAGAGGGUGUGGGCGUCUUCUUCGUCACCGCAGGUGUUGGAUUGUUCAUGAUGGAGCUCAAGCCAGGGCGAGUGUGGAAGGUUGACAAGCCCUGGGACUUCUCCAAUGUCCUACCCUACAUGAGCUUCUACACUCCUGAUCGUUUGUUAGGAGGACCCGCUGAUCUCUGA